Molecule: messenger RNA, 2011 nt
Organism: Chironomus riparius
Lineage: Eukaryota; Metazoa; Arthropoda; Insecta; Diptera; Chironomidae
Source: the annotation of a GenBank genome assembly
AUGGAAAAUCCAUCCACAACUGAUAAUAGCAUUAUGAGUACAGUAUCCGAUGCCAUUAAUAAAACUACUUCAAAUUUAACAUUACGUGAUCACACAAUGACAGAGACUCCAGCUUUAUUACCAAUUGAUCCACAGUUAUUAAGUCACGUCGGUGAUGGAAUAUUUCUACAGACAAAAACAUGCCAGAUAACUGCCGGAAUCGCUGUAUGGGUAGCACUAUUUAUAACAUGUCAACAGAUUUAUCAUCACUUGAGGUGGUACACAAAUCCCCAAGAACAGAGAUGGAUAGUUCGUAUUCUGUUUAUAGUGCCCAUUUAUGCAACCUAUUCAUGGAUAAGUUUAAUGUUCUUUAAUUCAGAGAGCGUUUACAUAUAUUUUUUUACCGUACGAGACUGUUAUGAAGCUUUUGUAAUUUACAACUUUUUGGCACUGUGUUAUGAAUACCUCGGCGGGGAAGGAAACAUCAUGUCAGAAAUUCGUGGAAAGCCUAUCAAGUCAUCAUGUCUAUACGGAACAUGUUGUCUAGCUGGAAAGACAUAUACCAUUGGAUUCUUGCGCUUCUGCAAGCAGGCAACACUCCAAUUUUGUCUAGUUAAACCUUUAAUGGCUUUCAUAAUAAUUUUCCUACAAUCUUCUGGACAUUAUCAUGACGGCGAUUGGAGUGCAAAUACUGGAUAUAUCUAUAUUACAAUCAUUUAUAAUGUGUCAGUUUCGUUGGCUCUUUAUGGACUCUAUCUCUUUUACUUUGCAACCCGUGAUUUAUUGACACCAUUUGAUCCUGUACUUAAGUUUUGUACAAUUAAAUCGGUCAUCUUCUUGAGCUUUUGGCAAGGUGUGUUACUUGCCAUACUAGAAAAAGGUGGUGUCAUUUCAUCGAUUGUUGAUUCAGCUGGAAACACAACCGCAUCAGGUACUGUGUCCGCAGGAUAUCAGAACUUCUUCAUUUGCAUAGAAAUGCUUUUUGCUGCCAUUGCGUUGCGUUAUGCUUUCCCAUAUCAAGUUUAUGCUCAGAGUUGUGCAACAGACAUUCAUGGCCGCUCUGUUACUAUGCAAUCAAUUUCCAGUAGCUUGAAGGAAACGAUGAAUCCAAAGGAUAUUAUGACAGAUGCUAUUCACAACUUCCAUCCUCAAUACAGCUCGUACACUCAGUAUAGCUCUGAAGUUGUAACGCAACAACCAUACGAAAGACUUUAAAUCCUUAAAAAUGAAAUCUUUCACAAUUUACGAUGCAAAAAAAAGAAAAAAAUUUAAAUAAACUGUGAAAAUUGAAUAAUUAAAUUUAAAAUAGAUAAGGAAACUUCCUUCGUGGAACGUUAUGAUAAGCAAUUGUACUUAAAUCAAAUAGAGUCCAGACAGUAAGAAUGCGAUGAAUUUGCACAAAAAGAGAGGAUUUUUUCAUAUUUUGUAUUGAAUUUGUAAUUUUAAUUCACUUUUAAUUUCUUCAACCAGUAUGCGUUUAUAAUAAAUAGCUAAUAAGAACAUCCUAUAAAGUAUAAAAAUUCAUUUCCAAAUCAUAUACACUAAGAAGCAACACUGAAUUAGUUAUGAAGCAAUUAAUUUAAAAUGAUAAUUAAAUAAAAUAUUUUUCCACUGAAUGCUCAAUCGCAUAUGAUUAUCUUUGUACAUACAUAAAUGACUCUAUUUAAUCUACGCGUGGGUAGAUGCUGCAUCACAACGAAUGCCUUAUCUCAAUUUAAUUUGACAAAUAACAUUUCACGGAUGUCUUGUUUUUUUAAUAAACACUAUCCAGAACAUAGCAAAAAGUGUGAAAAAUGACGUCCAUCAUGUGUGAAAAGCAUGAAACUGACCUAGAUUAUAUUGACACCAUAAGCUACAUGCUAUGGCUUUUGACGACUUUAUUGUCCAUAGAUAGAUAUUAAUGAUAAAAAAAUUGUUAUAAAAAUGAUAUAACACGUUAAGCAAUAAGUUUACACAAUUAUGUAUAGCUGUCAUAAUUUCUAUUUAUUAUUUUUUAAAUAAAUGUCAAUUGCUGUCUUUAUUUCUUCCUAAA